AUGUCAUCGUUCUGGAACCGUUGUCGGGAGCCCUUCACGGCUGCCAACAUUCUGCUACACUGCAACCUCUUUUCAUUGCAGAGGCGCCGGCUUCGAGCCGCAUUGCACUCCCACAGACUAGUGUUAAACCUUUUCAUCGAGGAGCGAUGCAAAGGCCCGGUCUUCUCUGUGCUGUCCAAAUAUCUACUGGACAUUCUGAUAACUGACAAGAUCUUGGUCUUUGGGAAAGAGGCAGUAAAUCCCACCAACGUAUCAUACAUCUUGCGCGGAAACAUACCAGGGUUGAUUCUAGUAAUAUGGUACCGCAUUCUUAUAAUUAUUGGAGUGAUAGUCCGAUCGCUAGGCGGACACCACAUCCACUACACCACUGAGACCUCUAAGUUUAAGGCCGCUAAGUCUUUACGUAUUUCAGGUGAUAGACUUAGAGACGUCGAGCUUAACGUCGGGUUAUCGGAGGCCGGCUUUCAAUCUCGUGAAGGGUUUCACCCUGGAGAGAUCGGCGUUUCAUACACGUUUGAGCUAGCUACACCGGUGUACGGACAGUGGGUACGGAUUACGCGUAGCACUCCUAACGAUGUACUCACUCUGUGCGAGGUUGAGGUGGAAGGUGCUCCGUACUCUGCAGCCAAUGGUAGGCACACGUUAUUCGGUUUUCCAAAGAUAUGUUCACAUUGGCACUGCAAUCGACGUUUCCGCGAAGGUCCUGUCAAAUCUCCUCUGCGCAUCAAGCUGUUCCAAAACAGAGAACUGCAUCAGCACCCACAACAACAAAGCGACCUUUACCUGCAGCCUGUUCGAUUCCUUGACAUUCCAUCUAAGAGACGUCGAAAAUGA
Messenger RNA from Dreissena polymorpha, 834 nucleotides. RefSeq lists its product as uncharacterized. Lineage: Eukaryota; Metazoa; Mollusca; Bivalvia; Myida; Dreissenidae. Bases 1 to 834 code for a protein of 277 amino acids. The record is from RefSeq and is a predicted model, not a curated record. The transcript has 3 exons.